Anopheles funestus (African malaria mosquito) is the source of this 6552-nucleotide messenger RNA. RefSeq lists its product as uncharacterized. Lineage: Eukaryota; Metazoa; Arthropoda; Insecta; Diptera; Culicidae. The record is from RefSeq and is a predicted model, not a curated record. Gene Ontology annotation, molecular function: protein heterodimerization activity. Gene Ontology annotation, cellular component: transcription factor TFIID complex. The coding region runs from base 376 to 5286 and encodes 1636 amino acids. The transcript is spliced from 3 exons.
CAACAGAGUUCACGUGUGUAUGCGUGUUAGCCGAUAUUUGUUUGUUUGUGUGUUUGUGUGUGUUUUCAGGUCAUAGUUGUGGCAUCAUUACUAUCGAUGGUGAAAAGAAAAUCUAUUUGCUAAACUUUAUGAAUUGUGCUGACAAAGCUGAUAUGCGCAAAAGAAGUGUUAGAGAUAUUUAAUUAAUAUAUUAGCGGGCUAAGCAUUCAGCUGAGUGCCUCGUGUAUAGAGGUACUAGCAAAAGAAAUCCAAAAUCAACAAUAUGAAGCUGAUUGUUUUUUUAGUGUGAAGUAUACAGUCAGAAGACGUUUCGCAUCUAGAUUGUAAUCAAUCUCUUAUAUUAUUAUAUGUUGAUCAAAAGAAGCAAUUACCAUCAUGUCUCAAGAGUACGCACAGCAUGUGCUAAAGGUGGCCGUGGCACAAAUUUGCCGAACUAUCGGAUGGCACUCAACCCAUGCCUCGACGAUGGACUUGCUGAUCGAUGUAACACAGCAUUUUCUGCGCGAAAUAUCGCGCAUUAUGCACCGGUACUGUGAGCUGUACAACCGUACCGAGGCAAACCUAGACGAUCUGGCACUGGCGUACAAAGAGAUUGGUAUCAAUCUGGAUGAGCUGAUGGAGUAUGUGCAGUUUGUCGAUCCGAUUCCACUGACACUGGAAGUACCGCGCUUUCCGUUGCCGAAGGAGUCCAGCCUGAACUUCUUGAAGCCCGGUAGCCGGGAGGUGUUGACGCGACCGGUACACAUACCGGAGUACAUGCCACCGCUUAUGUUCGAAACCGAGGACGACGGUACCGAGCGAUCCGCUAACGAUGAUGAGCGGCGUGCCGCAUUUGGUGAUGCAAAAAGUUUGCUAAACAGUGCUGCGAUCGCGAUCGCUUCGGUAGCGGCAACUAUUUCGUGCGAUGCGAGAGCAAUCACGGAUGGUGGUAGCAGUGGGAUUGGCGUCCCGAAGGGACCGGUAACAACCAUUGAAGAAGUAAGUAGUACGGGCGAAGGGGUAGAUGAUGGUUCUAACCUUCCUCAUGCCGUUAUUAACGAAGAGGUGGAAAUACCGAUGCAAACAAUCGAGGUAAAGGAACAACCAACGAGCGUUGGCGAUGAGGAGACUGCCACCGUAAGCAAACGAGCAGAUGAUACCGUGAAAGAGAAACCGCCACAGGUUGAUGAUGCGACACCCGGCGGUACGAAAAACGUCAUCACGGCGGAAGAGGGACGUCCGACGCGUGAAAUCAGUAGCGUCAUAAUGACGACAUCGGGAUUUAUUUCACCGGCACGCGAGGGGAAACUGCCCGAGUCGCGCAUUCCCAUCAUUCCGGAGGAACGACCGAUUCAGCAACCAACGCCGACCGUUUCAGCUGUACCAGCGCUUGCCGCUGCCCACCUGCAGAUGGCUUUACCGCCCGGUACAUCCGUGCCCGGUGUACCAGCACUCGCUGGUUCAGCUCCUGUUUCAUCGGCGGCACUACUCGCUUCUGCGGCUGGUAGCUACUUUCCUAAGCCGAACGCAACCGAUGGUACGGUAGGAGUUGGAUUGCCACCCGGUACACAGGGCAGCAUUGGAUUGGGUGCGCCGACCGAUCCAUCCCAACCACCACCGAAAGCCGUUGGAGAAAAGCCAACCAAAAAAGUGAAGAAGAAACCAGUCGAUCGUGAGAAGAAGAAGGCGGAAAAAGGUUUAGCGAAUGCGGCGCGUAAGCUGGAAAAGCAAGUUGCAGGUGAAAAGGGUGGAAUGGUGAAACAACCACCGGUAUUGGAAGCUCCCUUUGCGCCAGCGGUAAAGGAGGAAACGGAUUUCACCACCCCGUUACCACCGGAUGCGUUAGUAGCUGGGCGGGUUACGGAUAAUCUUGGUUUGGUAAGCAAUCCGUUCUUUAAAAAUAGUUCCAUCAAGCCCGAAGGGAAUGAUGGUGUGAAACCGAUGGAUGGUGUACCGGGCUUCGGUUUACUAGCACCCGGGACCGUACCCGGUAAACCGGCAAAACCCGCCAAAGUAAAGGUGGUAAAGGAGAAGGCAGUGAAGAAGCGCAAGUCAGCCGCACCGAAACAGGUACCAGUGCCCGGGGAAAUGCUGAUGGACGAUCCAGCAAACCUCAACAGACAGUUGCCGAUACCAAACUUUCUACCAUUCCCAACGCCAAAGCCAAAGAAGGUGUCGAAAGCGUCGAAAAAAGCGGCUAACCAACGUGGGCAGUUUGAUGCGGUGGAGCUGCCACCGCCGCUGAUAGGACCGCUCGGACUCGGUACGUCGGUGGGCAAUCCGACGCUGGUCGGUCCGCUUAGUGCCGGCCCAAUGCAGAAUGUAAAGCCGGAACACUUGUUCGGUAUGAUGCCAAACGCUGGUAUUGGUUCACCGACAACCGCUGCUUUAUCGUUGCCGUUGAAAAAACCACCGGUCGGUGCAUUUAAGCAGGAAGAGCACGAAGUGCAGCACGGAGGCAGUAACAAUCCGUUGGUCGAUCAGGCAGCACAGCUAAAUCUGCUGCAGAAAAUGCAUCCGAGUCUGGAAAUAACGGCUUCGCCGAGUAUCACGACGCAGGAGAUGCAUGAAAAACCGCUAACACCGGGACGGAUGUUAUUCGACGGGAAGGGUAUGAAACAGGAGACAGCGAAUGAUCGCGAUGUGAUCGUGAUUGAUGACGAUAAAUCACCACCGCACGUUGCGACGCUGCCCGUUAGCAUGACGACACCCACGACGAAGAAGCAGAGGAAGCAAGCGGCCCACACUAAUGCAGCGGCUGGUGGUGUGAUGGGUAUGCACGGACAACCGUUCGGUAUGGGACCGGUCGGUGGUACGUACGAUGGUGAAUACCGUCCGGAUGAGGCGAUCCAUUUUUCACCCCUAGCGAAUAUGCCGAAAACACCCGACAUCCGGCUACAUUCGUCCUCCUCCACCACGCCAUCGUGGAUGAACGAGUCACCACGUUUAGCAACGCCGAAGAAAACACCCGGAACGGGUAAUUUGUUUUCCGACCUAUCCUCAAAAACGCUAACGGAAUGUAUGGCCCAAAAUCGACCGCAGGAAACAGCAAAAGCGACACCCCUCCCGAUCGACGGUGGUAAAAAACCAAAGCGUCCGAAGCAGAAGCCAAAAACCGACGCCAAGCUGAGUAAGUUAGCCGAAUGCAACAAAAAGUUGGAAGAAGCGAACCAGAAGAUUGGCAACCUGGCCGGACAGAACCCGUUCGCGCUGUACCCGGGUUCGAUGAACCCGUUCGCACCGGAUGCGAGUGUGUACAGCAAAUUUUUAAACCAAUCACUGCAAGCAGUCGCUGGUAUGCGCAAUCCGAUGCCGUUCGGUAUGUUUCCUUUGCCGUCCGGUCCUGGGUUGAUACCGGACAAUCCACUUUUUCCCCGUAUGCCACCGGCGUAUCCGGGGCAGCAUCGGCCAGGGUUUCAGCUGCCACCGAAUCCGUUCGUACUGCCCGGCAUUAAUCCGAUGAAUCUACUCCGUAUGCCAACGCUCGCGAACCGAUUACCGGGCAUGGCCGGUAUGGGUGGACCGGGUGGUAAUCAACGCGACUUCCUAGAUGAACCGCUCGAUCCGGAAACGAAGCUUGCCCAAACGCCGCUCGAUCUGCAGAAGUCUACCUGCAACGUAGCACCGCUCGUGCCGCCAUCACUGUUCCAAAGCGCCACGGAAAACAUGACACUCGGCGGUGGUUCGAACGAGUUGCUUAACCUGUCCGUCCGAUCGACCGUGUCACCGGCUGCUGGUCGGGAUACGAUUACGACGACACAAACAAUUACCGCCACCAAGCGGGAAACUUCAUCAGUGACUGUGGCUGCUACUGCUACUAGCAGCAGCAUUAACUCACAAUCCAUUUUCGGUACGACGUCCAGCGUUAUAUCGACCGUAAAGGAGGGUAAACCCGAAACGGUGCGAGAAUCGUACAAAGAGGAUCAGGUGGUAAUAUUGCCGGCGGCAAGCGUACUGCCCGGUGCAAGUCCACCGCAGCGUUCCAGCAUGCUGGUGGUGGAUGUGGACGAUUCGGAUGGUAGUCAAUCGACGGCCGGUGGCAAAAGCAAGGACGGUAAGCGUAAGCAGAAGGAACACAAAAAAGAUCGCAAGCUAAAGGAUGGUAAGAUAAAGAAGAAGAAGGACAAGAAGGAUAAGAGCAAGAGUAAGGAUCGUGAUCGGGAGCAGCUGAAGGAGCUGACCGCGGGUACAGCGACGUCACCGGGCGUUAUGACGAUGGGUAUGAUCGGUGCGGAAGAAGCGCUGAUGGAGCAGCUACGCAAAGAGCGCAAGGAAAAGAAGGAAAAGCGUAAGGAAAAGAUGAAGAAGGAAAAGCGCAAGGAAAAGGAGCGUAUGGUAGCGAUCGGUGGUACCGGUGGUUCACCGGCCGGUAUCGGUGGUCCCGCUGGAUCGGUUGGAACGUCGGCAGGCGCCGGUGGUCAACCGUCCGGUGAAACCGUGCCAAAGCUAAUGCUCAAGAUCGGUGGUUCCAAUGCAACGCAAUCGCCCCGUUCGGAAACGCCCGACAAAGCGUACAUGGAGCAGCUGUUGCUCGGUGCCGGCUCCGUUGCCGAUCCGAAGCGGGAUGGUUCACCGGAACUUGCGCGUAUAUCGGCACUCGUAACACGCCCUCCGAAGCUAAAAGGAGCCGGCGGUACAGCCGUGCCUGGUAAAAGCAAGAAGGAUGAAACCGGGAAAAAUGUUCCACACGGUUCACCUUUGCCACCACCCGGUACGGAGCAGUUGAAACUACAGCCAACGAUCGACGCGGACGAUACGUUUGCCGCUUUGAAGCAAUCGGUUAAGGUGAACUUUGCGACGAGUACGGUCGGCAGUACAACCACCGGCAGUGCGCUGGUAAACUAUGCGACCACCGAUGACAACAGUACCGGUGCGGCCGGUACCACAACCGGUCGCGGUUCCAAGGUGGCCCGCCUAGCGGACAGUGUAGGCGAUCCGAAACCGUUCGCCGGCGGGGAAUCAUCGAAAAAGGCGGUAAAAGAAUCGAAGGGUUCGAAAUCGGUUCACCAUCACCAUCAUCAUCAUGCAGUGCCGGAUACGUACACGACACCGGUGCACAUGACGGACGUGGACGGUAACACGGUGUGGAUCUGUCCGGCUUGUGGCCGGGUAGACGAUGGCACACCGAUGAUCGGAUGCGACGGGUGUGAUGCUUGGUACCAUUGGGUGUGCGUCGGUAUACAGGUACCACCGGACGAUAAUGAGGACUGGUACUGUCGGGUGUGCAUUGCCAAGAAGCAGGACACACAAGCGGACGAAAAGCAGCGUAAGCGCAAAAAGAAGGAUAAGAAAACAUCGAAAGAAUAAGCCUUACGACAGCAACGCAGUCAGUAUGAUAAAAAACAAUCGUGACAUUUUCGGUUUAGUAAACCGAAGAAUGUAGAAGUUUGUCGUGUAUAGUAACGCGUUAGGUUAAAUACGUUAAGCGUUACAGUUUGAUGUAACACAUACGAUGGCAGAAACAUUUAUCUUCAAAGCAACAAUUACCGCAUGGGGCGCAAUCCAGAGUGUUGCCGACUAUAGUAACGCCUUCCCUUAGAAGAAGCGUUACUCCCAACAAGAACUAACUACUAAUCAUAAUUGUGAAUAACGACAGCAUAACGACAGCAUGCUCGAUUUGUAUUAGCAUAACUAAUGUUGAGGAAAGCACGACAAAACAGAACCCAAUCAUGAUCGUGAUCGCAUGUUCGGUUUGACCGAGUAACACACACCAUAACACUGUAAUGUAACGCAAAAUUUCAUUUGAAUGUGUAACACCUAGUGAAAUCAUCAAGCCACAAUUAUACAGUGCAUUCUAGGCUUAGAUGGAAAAGGAAUUUAAAUUCCUUGUCGCGUGACAUUUUUAGAAGGUUCUUUUCUUUUGAUAAUAUGUUAUAUAAUAGAGAAUAUGUUAUUUAAAGUGACGAUAUACUAUUCGCCGUAUGGCUUACUUCGAUUAUAUACAUACGUUCUUCUUGUGCAUUUUGUGCAACAUUUGGAGCGUUUUGUUUUUUUUUUAAUAAAAUUGUAGAUUAGUUUUUACAUCUAAAACAAAAAAGAAAAAAGGAAAAGUCCUUAUUAUAAAUCAUGAUAUAAAUAAAAUUUGAAGAUGAGUUUUUGUUUUGCGCACUGCUACAACUAUAUACGAUAGAAAAAAGAAGAGAGCGAGAAAGAGAGAAAAAGAGAGAGAGAAACAUAGAAAGAGAGAGAGAAACAUAGAAAGAGAGAGAGAGAGAGAGAGAGAGAGAGAGAGAGAGAGAGGAAAACAGAGAAAGAACAAAAUUCUGGCUACUUCCAGAGGUGGUUGUUAUAUUUUUUAAAUAAAAUUUAUUGUAAAAUUAAGAUCAAAGUUGCUUCGGUCAACUGUGUUUGUGGUAGUAAUCUGUAAGUGCUGUAUAGUAUGUGGAAUUGAAUGGAUGCGUAAGUGUAAAGAGCUUUCACGUUACAUCUCAUUCGGAAUGGUGUCUAAUUGCAAGUUUCAUUACAAAAAAAUCAUCAGCUGUUAAAUAUGCUGCUUCUACCAACAAAAGUCAAAGUUGUCAAAUCUCUAAAAGAAAAGAAAAAAUAAAACGUGUAAAUGUGGUGUCUAACAAA